GGUACUUGCUCAGUGAUAAUUUGUUGUUGUUAAUUAUUUUAGUUCAUAGUUUAUUUUAUUACUGUAGUUCUGUGUAUAAUUAAUAUAAAAACCCAUAUAAUAUUCUAAUUUCACAACGGACUGCCGUUUAAAAAUGGAACAUAACUUUGAAAAUUAUUGUCGAAUUUGUUUAGAUGUAGAAUCCAAACAUAUUUCAAUAUACGAGGAUCCUAUUAUACAUUUACAUAUUAAAUCAUGUUUAUCCAUGACUGUGAGCCAAACUGAUAAUCUUCCGAAAGGUAUUUGUGAAUCUUGUGUAUUGCAGCUUAAUAAUUUUUAUAAUUUUCAAAUGAAUGCGCGUUGCUCGCAAGAUUGGCUCGAAUCCACUUUACAGGAUAAGCGAAAAAACACAGAAACUAAAACCUUUAUAACGCCGCUUCCCGAUUCUGAAUACAAUUCAGAUUCACUCCUUGAAUUUCUGAAUAGUACAUCUAACAUUGAGGAGUAUUUAAACAAUUUAGGUAAGGAAGAUAUACCUGUAAUAGUAAAUAUGUUAGAUAGAACGGAAGGUGAUAAAUUGGCCAAAGCAAAACUGACAAGCCCAAAAAAGAAGGAUAAGCAGAAAUCUGUAAAUAUGAAUAUUGAUGUUUUGGAUUCAGACAUAGAAAUUGUAAAAGAGUUAUUGAUGAAAGAAUUGGAACCGAAGAAGGACAAUCUUCAUUCAUGCUUUGCUUGUAAGGAAAGUCUGGAUAGCAUAGAAACUCUAUCACAACAUUUAAGUAUCUGUGAAAGUGCGAGCCGAACUUGUGUGCUUUGUAACACACUGUUUGACUCCAAACAGAAGAUGCUUCAACACCUCUUAACUCACAAUAUAACAGCCCCCUUAACCUGUACUUGUGGCAGAAAGUUUGAAGAUAAGGAAAAACUAUUAGUGCAUACAAAAUACUGUAAUAUUGAUCAUAUAGCGUCUAUGGGAUUCAUGUAUAGGUGUAAACAAUGUAAGGAAAUGUUCACAGAGCGGUUCCAGUUAUACAAACACGCAAAGAAACAUGUGUUGCAGGCUGAGCAAAGGAUGUGUGAUAUAUGUGGGCAUACAUUUGUGGGAAAUGAAGCGUUAACUAAACAUAGAAAACAGGAACAUAAUAAGCCUAAUAACUGUCAUUAUAAGUGCAAAGUGUGUAGUUUCACGACAAUAAAUCGUAAAGAAAUGUACAAGCAUGUACACAAACACACCAAUGGUAAAGACUCAAAACAUCUAUGUGAAACCUGCGGCCAAUGUUUCUCUUCCCGAGUCACUUUAUUACGACACUCAUUACUACACAGCAAUAGCAGAUGUUCUGUUUGCUCCAAGGUGUUUAAUGAUGAGAAGAAACGAGACAAACAUAUGUUGGAUCAUGCAGAACUGGUUAUGUGCGAGAAGUGCGGACAGUCUGUGAAUAGUAUUGAGCUGAAUGAACAUGGCUGCUUAUGAUUUUAAUUUCAGUAUAAUUACUGUUUAAAUACACCAAAGAAACCUAAGAAAUGAACAAGAUACAAUUUAAUGUGAAUAUGGACUAAAAAUGGCUGAUCAAUAAAUCUAUCAGAUUUUA
Messenger RNA from Colias croceus (clouded yellow), 1568 nucleotides. RefSeq names its product zinc finger protein 423-like. Gene Ontology annotation, molecular function: chromatin insulator sequence binding; zinc ion binding. The record is from RefSeq and is a predicted model, not a curated record. Gene Ontology annotation, cellular component: chromosome; nucleus. Bases 134 to 1450 code for a protein of 438 amino acids. The transcript is spliced from 2 exons. Gene Ontology annotation, biological process: regulation of transcription by RNA polymerase II. NCBI's taxonomy places the organism in Eukaryota, Metazoa, Arthropoda, Insecta, Lepidoptera, Pieridae.